CCUACACAGUCACACAGCAGCCUCUCUUCAUCUGGCUGCCGCUGUAUAAAUACUCAUGAAGCUGCCGGGUCACUCACUAGCAUAUCAUCACACACAGGCUACACUCAGGAGGACAGGAGACACACUACAGAGGGACCUUACAUUAUAGCUUUUCUAUUCUGCCUGGCACUUUCUGUCUGCUAAUAUCUCUGAGGAUUACACGGGGUGACAUUCCAGGGGAUCUUCUAUAAACACUAAUGCCUGGAUUAUAUCAGAUAAUGCAUUGCCUACAGGCUCUGACCCUCUGCGCUGUUCUGUUCUGGCAGAGAAUCCCAGCACAAGAAGUCAACUUUCAAACAGCAAAAGAUAUAACAUGGUCAUCUAUCAACUUCAAAACCAUUGUAGAAUGGAGUCCUAAGCCUACAAACUAUACAUAUACUGUGGAAAUAAGAGACCAAUUUUCCGACUGGAAAAAGAAGUGUAUCUACACAAAGAAGACGGAGUGUGAUGUCACAGAUGUCGUUCAGAAUGUGAAUUAUAAAUAUGAUGUCCGAAUCAUUUCAGAAAUAUACACACAAGACAUUAUAGCAGAGGAAUUUCCCUAUGCUGACGGCCCUUCUUUCUCACCUUAUGAAGAAACAAUUAUUGGAAAACCAACCAUUGAAAGUUUUGACUUCAACAAAGAACACACCAAACUGACAGUCAUUGUUAAAAAUCCCCUGACGCCUUACAGAUUUCCAAAUAACACUUUUAAGUCUACUCUGGAUAUAUUUAAAGGUGACUUUAUUAAUACUGUUUACUACCGAAAGGCCGGCAGCACAGGAAAGAAGGAAGCAGUUUCAUCGACCAAUGAGAUUGUGAUAAACACAGAGAAAGGAGAGAGCUAUUGUUUUUUUGUACGGGGAACUGUUGAAUCUCGCAAAGUGAACCGUUACAGCCAAGACUCUAAUGAGAAGUGCACCUCAUCUGGAAGUAAUGAAUUUGAUCUUACUGUUGUGGUUGCUGUAGUUGUAGCAUUGGCUCUCAUCAUAAUUAUAUUAAUACUGUCGGUGAUCCUGUGCAAAUGCAGAAAAGCCAAGGAGGAAAAGACAAAGGAGACGGUGCCAUUGAAUGACGUUACAGCCCUGCCCUGAGCCGUCUGCCUUCACUUGCUACUGUAACCUGUGGCUGCACAGGGCACACUACCUACUACUCGUGAGAGUAGUGUAGGAUAUAACUGGUUUUUGUGAAACUUAUUGGUUUGAUCAUUUUACAUGCUACAGUACUUGUUCUAAGUACAAAUUGUUUUAGUUUUGUAAAUGGAAGUAUGCUUUCCGUUUUAGAUAUGUAUUUAACACUAAAUCUAUUUUUUAAGAAUAAUAUUAAUAAUAUGCUUGAAGCCAGGUGAAGAUUGAGAAUUUGCCUGGAAAAUUAUCAGUGGCAGAAGGCUGCACUGAUGCGGAUUUAUUAAUAAUAGCAAUAAAAUGAUAUGUUCAAAGCACUACCAAAUAACACUACCGAGGUACAAAGUAGAUGAAUAGAUAUGCAAUAGCGGCUAUGGUACAAACUAGUGUCCCAUAGUACAUAGAUUGUUCUAUAAAACCAAAUAAUAAUGUGUUUGUGAACCAGUCACAUUCUGCUAAGCACACAGACUGUAUCUGCUCUAUUAUAUAUAUUGUAUGAGUUAAGCAGAUGUGGUUUAUAAACUGCAUUUUGUUCUGCUGACAGACAAUGUAUUUUUCUGUUUUGUGUGGUUCAUUGGUAGGCAACCUGUAGAUCUUAAUAAGUUGAGGAACUAUGAGUUACAGCACGGCUGGCUGAAAUUUGUAGUUCACAACAUCUUUAGGUUGUCUAAGGUUUACUUAGUCCAAUAGGAAGACUGUAGAGUCAUUAGAAUAUGAUAUCAGAGAGUUCUAUUAGAUUCCUCUAAAUUAUUCCUGACAGCCAAUAGGAAAGCUGUAAUGUCACUAGAAUAUAAAAUUAGAAUGUUCUAUUGGAUUCCUAUAAAUCAUUCCUGAUAUCCAAUAGAAAAGCUGUAAUGUCACUAGAAUGUUCUAUUGGAUUCCUCUCAAUCAUUCCUGACAUCCUAUAGGAAAGCUGUAAUGUCAUUAGAAUAUGAUAUUAGAACAUUCUAUUGGAUGCCACUACAUCAUUACUGACAUCCAAAAGAAAAGCUGUAAUGUCACUAGAAUAUAAUAUUAGAGAGUCCUAUUAGAUGCCUCUAAAUCAUUCCUGACAUCCAGUAGGAAAGCCACAGUGUCUAGAAUAUAUUGGAUGUUCAAAUCAUUCCUAAUUAUAUGAACUCAAGAAGCCAUUAAAUUACAUUACACUAAAAGGCUUACAAUGUCACUAUGAUAUCCCACAUCCUAUAGAUGCAGCUGAACUAUUAAUGAUAUAAUUAGAGAGGUACAUUGCGAAUAGAAUAGUUAAUUAAAUGUUUAUUUUAAUAUUAUAAACACUUUAAUUAAGACUAUACAAAUGUUUUCAAAUUGCAACCAGAAACCAUAACAAGUAUGAACUGCUAUGACCUAAUGAAAAACAUUCAAUAUUUUUGCAAGUAAUUGGUGACUGAGACAGAGGAAGCCAAUAAUAGGAUCUGUCCAUCCAGCUCCAUUAUGGUGCCUUAGCACAAGAUGGCGUCCCAGGUGAUAUGUGGAGUGUGUGAUGAGGUUGGUGCACAACACACCUUUUAAUCAUGUGCGCCCUGCUUAUUACAUCUGCUCAUUCCUUUGUUUGCCAAAUAACCUCCUGUAUCAGGUGUAUAAAAUGUGAGGUUCCUAUUAGAUAACUGUGAACCAUAUAAGAUUUCUUGAAUGUCAUGUCAGACUUUCUUCAUCGUUAACCCUGAGAAUAACAAUUCCUAUAUAAUUAGUUUGUAGUUAUUAAUACUUAAACUACAAACUAAUUAUAUAGGAGGAAGGGGGGAAUAAAUUAUUGGCCAUAUGCAGCUGUGCACCCCAAUAUGACAGAUGUUUUUGUGCUUCUCUGGUGUGCGACAAAUGAUCUGCCAUUUUGUUGGUCCUGAGGUGACAGAGAAACGGUUGGAACACUGGCACCUCACGCCCACUGCUGAUAACUGAAUACCCCAGAAUGAAUGAUAGAAAUUGCUUAAACAACAAUCUUCAUUUAUAGACAAUAGAAGUUCUCUGUGAGCAACACACACUGCUGUGUAUUUUCACUGCUGCUGUAACCCAUCACUACAUCCUCUGACCAUCACUGCCUUACAUUUAUAUAAAGCACAAUCGGGUUCUGCUGAGAGACAAAGCACUUAUUUAAAGAAUACUGUAUUUUUCUACUGGAACUUAUGUAUGGACAUUUUUGAGGAUUUCUUUUAUAAGAUGAUAAUCGUGGGUAUUAUUUAUAUAAUAUAUGAUUUUUUUAUGUUGUGUAUGGUUUAAUAUAGAGUAAUAUUUUUAUUUGCAUUUGUAAAUAAUUAGUAAUUUAUUUUCAUAGGAAUUAUUACUGAAAUAAAGGUGAAUGGGAAAUUGUA
Molecule: messenger RNA, 3448 nt
Organism: Pseudophryne corroboree (corroboree frog)
Lineage: Eukaryota; Metazoa; Chordata; Amphibia; Anura; Myobatrachidae
Gene: F3
Product: coagulation factor III, tissue factor
Exons: 6
Coding region: 237-1112 (291 amino acids)
Biological process (GO): blood coagulation; cytokine-mediated signaling pathway
Cellular component (GO): plasma membrane
Molecular function (GO): cytokine receptor activity; protein binding
Source: RefSeq, a predicted model, not a curated record